Molecule: messenger RNA, 1111 nt
Organism: Neoarius graeffei (lesser salmon catfish)
Lineage: Eukaryota; Metazoa; Chordata; Actinopteri; Siluriformes; Ariidae
Product: MICOS complex subunit mic25a-like
Exons: 8
Coding region: 94-783 (229 amino acids)
Biological process (GO): inner mitochondrial membrane organization
Cellular component (GO): MICOS complex; mitochondrion
Source: RefSeq, a predicted model, not a curated record
GAGAUCAGCGUCCUGUGUCGCAAAGUCACCCCUACUGUCCGAGCAAGCUGUGAGCGUGACCGUACAGCAGGUUAUUUGUUUCUUUUGCAGGACAUGGGAGGCACAGAAAGCACGGGGAGGAAAGUAUCUUUCGGUCUGAACGAAGAAGAUAACGUUACUGUUUUGCAAGGAAUUAAGUUGUCUGAAGAUGUUCGUCAAAGGAUGCGGGAGGCGAGCCAUUCUUCAGAAAAACCUCAGUCCCCAAAACCAGAGAGUCGGAAGCCUGACCCAGCUCCAGGUGGACAUUCUUCAGCUGAGAUGCCAGAGGAGCUAAGAAAACGGUUCGAGCUGGAGCAGGCUCUGCUGAGGGAGGAGUUGGCACGCAUCACCCGCAGAGAGAAAGAGUCUGUGGGAGACGAUGUGAACCCUGCUGUUCUUCAAGAAAGAGUCAGAACCAAAGAGGAGCAGAAGAAUGUGCAGAACUUGGCCAGACAGCUAGGGAGAAAAGAUGCUGAACUGAAACAUCUGGCUGCUUUCUACAAAGAGCAACUGCAGCUCCUGGAGAAUAAGAAUAAAGAAUACUACCAGCAGUCAACCCAGAUGUACAACGAGGCAGCAACUAAAGCUAGUGCCAGCAUCAGAAAGAAGAAUACAGUUCCCAUAUGUUCAGAGAUGCAGUCUCAGGUGCUGAACUGUUUUAAAGAGAACAGACAUCAGACUCUGCAUUGCUCCAGCCUGGCAAAGGAAUAUAUGAACUGCAUUAACUCAGCCAAGAAGAACAUAAUGGUCAACCAUGGAUCAUGAAGAUGAAGAUGAUGACAACAGUGAGCAUGAGGAAGGGGAAAAGAGCGACCACAUAACUCACCACUCGAAUCCAACAGUAUAGUUUUUAAUGUGCAUGGAUGAGAGAGACUACAGAGGAGUGUGUGCAUUCCUGCAAAUGAUUUCUUUUGUUUGUAUAUAUAUAUUAAAAGAAAAGUUCAUGUGUGUGACAGAAUUCCCUCUGCAGCUGUUGAAUGAGGGGGAUAUUAUCUUGGCGUGUGUGCGUGUUUGGAGAGACGUUGAUUUGCUUGGAUAUAGUUGUCUUGACAGUAUCAUAUCUCGCACAAUAAAACAUCUGCAACACCAGUCA